AUGUUUGGUGUGAUUGAAGCGCCGAGCGAAGAGCCGACGAUUCGUCCAAAUCCAUAUGUGAAGUUUUUGAAAAAUCUACCGAAACGCCCCGAGUUUGGGCCGAGUCUGCAGAAAGUGACACUUCAAACCAACAUUUUUCGAGUGAAUUUUGACGAGUUGCGAAUUUAUAGUUAUAAAGCGAAUUUUUACCCGAACACAACGAACUCUGGAAUGAAGAGAGGACUUCUGACCGCACAUUUCAAAUAUAAUAAUCGAAUAUUUACGGACGGGUGGACGGUCUGGACAACACAAAAAAUAGGGGAGGACGCUGUAACCUUUCGAAUUGUGUCGCAACAGAAAAUGGCAUAUACCGUCGACUUGAUAGAAAUAGUCACCACUGCUUUUAAUAUACAAAAAGGAAAUGUCUUACUGAAGUCGAUAUUUGUGGAAGGGAAUAAGAAUAUGGUGUCUUGGAAGAAAUCAUUUUUUGAUAAUGAACAAACACGAAUUCUUGAAACCCCCGACGGACAAUUGGACAUUAAAAAAGGGUUUUGCUCGACUAUAAGAAUCUUUGAGGAUUGCUCAUAUAUCAUUGUGGACACGUCAUUUAAAGUUUUCCAAGCGAAAAGUUACUUAGAAUCCAUUGAAGGAAAAGCCGCGGACCAAAUUGAAAUGCAGUUCAAGCCGUCGAGUCUUUUUAAUAAAAUAACAAAGAAGAUGGUCCACGUCGAUAAAAUUGAUUUUGAUAAGACACCAAAUUAUCAAUUUGCAUGUAAAGGGAAAAUGAUGAGUAUAGCAGACUACUAUUUGACGAAAUAUAACAAGGUGGUCACUCGAAUGGAUCAACCUCUUCUGGCACAGCGUAAUAAAUUAUAUAGGAAACCACCAGUAUUUGAUACUACAAACGUUUUUAUACAACCACAACAUAUACAACAAAGUGAUAGAAUAGAAGAAGGCGAUAAAGGUCAACAUGAGUCAUUCAAUUAUACUCAAAAUGAAUAUUCAUACUUCCUUCCAGAGUUUUUGGCACUCACAGGACUCUCAGAAAAGAUGGAAAAAGAUAAACAACUGAACACUCGACUGAGAGAAAUCUUUGUUCAACCCCCCACAGAUAGACUUGAACUCAUUUUGGAAUACGUCAAAAGGUAUGUCUCCUCACUUGAAGGUCUCAAACACUGGGGAAUUACUAUCGACACUCGGCCAACCUUUAUCAGCGCUUAUUUACUCAAAAUGCCUGUACUCGAAUUCAAAGACAAAACGGCAACGCCAAACCCUGCAAAUUGGCUUGAACUUGUUCAAAACUCAUUUUAUGUCAAUCCAGUGGAAAUUAAAGAAUGGACGGCUAUCAUUCCGAUGAUGUACAAAGACGAGUUUAUGACAUUACAACACUUACUACUGAAGUACUUCACAAAAAUCAGAGUCGUAUUUAACCCGGCGAAAGUCGUUUAUGCAUCAGGAGUGAGUUAUGAGGACUUACUUAAAGAUGUUAGUAAAGACCAACUUGUCGUGUGUAUACCACAGAACGACGAGAUGUACCAGAUCAUUAAAAGACGGUGUCUUGAUAUAGGAGUACCAACACAGUGCAUUGAAGUCGAUACCGUCAGAAAGCGUUUGACGCAAUCCGUCAUCACACAAAUCGCCAUACAAAUUCAAAAUAAAAUUGGAGGUGUUCCGUGGAGUGUCGAGAUGCCAGUAGACAUGGUAGAUGUCAUGGUAGUUGGGGUUUCUGUGGUGCAAUAUGACACUGAAAAGGAGACAGUAUCUUUGGUCGCAACUUUAGACCAAAAAUUUACAAAGACCAAGACCUUUUCUGCUGUUGAAAAGCGAGGGUGUGGGGGAUCCAAAA
Entamoeba invadens IP1 is the source of this 1825-nucleotide messenger RNA. RefSeq lists its product as hypothetical. Gene Ontology annotation, cellular component: P granule. The record is from RefSeq and is a predicted model, not a curated record. The transcript has 2 exons. Gene Ontology annotation, molecular function: protein binding; piRNA binding. The annotation marks the transcript as partial. Gene Ontology annotation, biological process: regulatory ncRNA-mediated gene silencing. Lineage: Eukaryota; Evosea; Mastigamoebida; Endamoebidae.